AUGGUACUUAACAUAUUCCAAAAAAGAGAAGUAGGGACAACAACUAUAGAUUCAAGACACGAUGAGUUGCAAAAACCAAUAAAUUACAACCAACAGCAAGUUCAAUAUCAAAACAAACAACCACAUCCACACCCAGUGGUACAAAAGGCAGCAACUACUACACUACUACCAUCUCCAAGACUACAGAAACCAUCACCACUGCAACAACAACAACAACAGAAAAAUCAAUCACAGACAUCUUUUCUGUCGAACGCAAGUAAAAGAAGAACUUACAUUUCACAUCGUAUAAAUCUACCCAACGCUAACCGGAGUGGUUCUACAAGUCCACCAACAAAGAGCACAAGCUAUAUUCCCAGUAUUUUAGAAGCUACUGAAAGUGGUACAUCUAGUCCUUCAAGAGAGCCAAACGACAACCAUGCCUCCGAGCCAGCGACUAGCCCACCAACAAUAGAAGCCAACGUUUCUAUCACCAGUACACCAUCACAUUCACCAGAACUUGUCAACAAAUCCAAGCUUAAAAGAGGUGCUUCACCCAAGGAGUCAGAAGUUGCAAAAAAAACACAAAUCAGUAAUGAAUUUUUAAAUCAACGUCGAGCUCGUAGAAUGAGAGCAAGAUCUAGACCUAAUGGAGUGAAAUCUGUGACAAGGAGGCAACAAGAGAGACGUAAUUCCAUUACAUCAAGAGAAUCAAAAGAGUCACGGGAUUCAAGAGAUGCCAGAGAAUUACUGAAUCUGCAAAGCAAAUCAUCAUCAAGUCUUGAGUCUACUAAAUUGACAAAGCUGCAACAACAAAUGCAGUCAAUGAUUAAGAAAGAGCGUAAUAGAAACAAUAUGCGCCCAAGCCGACUUGUUGAUCAAAGUGAAGUACCCAAACCGAGAUUUAGUUUACCGUACCCUGUAAAUGAUGAAAUUAUUAGCAUUAUAAUCACUGAUGAAGCAGAUGAGCUGGAAGGGGGGGUCCGGGAGGAGCCAAAUCAGCUUAAUGACGAGGAGACACAAGCCGACUUGUCCCAUCUACAGAUUCAAGAAGAAGAAGAAGAAGAAGAAGAAUUUCCUGUUGGAUUUGAACCUAUAAAUACACGCAGUUUCAGAAUUGGUAAUAUACCGAGAAAUUAUACUUAUUCCUCAUCCAAUUCUCCAACACAGUCGCCUAAUACAAUGAGAACUGACUCUCCACGGACUCGAUUUGCUCCAACAAUUCCACGAGACGUAAGAAGCGAAGUGCACAAUGACACUUUACAGCAAUUGACGGGCCAUCUAGAAUCACCUACUCACAAAUCACGGCAACACCAGUCAUCCCCCAUGCAGCAGACUUCAUCGGAGCAAUCUACAUACCAUAUGGCUUCUGAUGAUUUUUCAAUUAGUCGAACAGAAGCCGUUGCUUGUAUAUUGGAGAGAACUGGAAGUACUGCCCAAGGUAGCCGGCGUGGUCAACGAUAUCAGGAAAUGAGACGGAAGCAACUUUCGCAACGUAGUAAUACAAGACCAACUCGACAGGGGGACGGAUCUAUUCUAGAGGAGUCAAGCCUGGAUAACAACAAUGGCGUACUGAGCAAUAGAAAUGACAAUGAUAAUUCACCAAUCGGCAACAUCACCACUCAUGCUGAUGUAUCUUCCCCCAUACAACGUCAACCAUCUUUGUCUCGUCGAUCGACCAUAGAAGAUACUAGGGCUCGUAUCAUUGCUCGAUUGAAUCAACGUAUAGAUCCAACGAUGUAUCCUAUUGAACCAACCACCAUUACCCACUCACAUUCAAACGACGAAGAAGCACCACCACCGUUGGACGAAUAUGCUCAUUUAGAGCACGACCAGCCAUCAACUCCACCGUAUCGAGAGCGACUUCAUAAACGAGUCGAUUUGAUUUCAUUUGAUCCUCGAUACGUAACACCAGUAUUACGAAUCAACAAAAAAUUAAUUCGUACACCAACUAAUUUACGUAAAACAAUUCGGAAAUUGAUUCAAUUAAAAAUUGUUCCUGAGGAGAUUGAUUUAUGGAAAAUUGACCGAAUUGAUGAUGGACAAUUUUAUCAUGUAUUACCACAAUUAUUGAAUGGUGAUGAUGCACAAGAAGAGAUUCGAGCCAUGAAUGAUGCGAUGCGAGUGGCUCGUGAACGAACUGAAUUGGAAUAUGAACUGGAGAUUCAACGAGCUAUUGCAAUUUCAAUGGAAGAGCAAACUCAACGACAAUUGUUUCAUGGGUUUAGAUAUAAUGGACCGCCAAGGAGUCAAGAGCGAGAGGAGAAUGGGGAGAAUGAGGUGAACGAGGUGAAUGGUGGUAAUGGUGGUGGUGGUGGAGAAAGGGAAGAAGAGCAAGAUGAUGAUGGUGGUACACCAGCAGAUGAGACUAGUGAUUUCAAUGAUGUAUUCAUUAAUGUUGAUGAUGCAUUGAGAAUUUGGCAGCAACAACAACAAGAACAAGGACAAGAACAAGAACAAGAACAAGAAGAGGCACUCAAUUUACAUCCAAAUAUGAUGCCCGGAUCAUUCAACUAUUUGUUACCAGCACACGCAAAUUCGUCAGGUUCUUCUUACAUGACUGCCGCUUAA
Molecule: messenger RNA, 2547 nt
Organism: Lodderomyces orthopsilosis Co 90-125
Lineage: Eukaryota; Fungi; Ascomycota; Pichiomycetes; Serinales; Debaryomycetaceae
Exons: 1
Coding region: 1-2547 (848 amino acids)
Source: RefSeq, a predicted model, not a curated record